This is a messenger RNA of Esox lucius (northern pike), 5094 nucleotides long. RefSeq names its product cadherin-24 (gene cdh24a). Gene Ontology annotation, cellular component: adherens junction; catenin complex; plasma membrane. Gene Ontology annotation, biological process: multicellular organism development; homophilic cell-cell adhesion; adherens junction organization. The record is from RefSeq and is a predicted model, not a curated record. Gene Ontology annotation, molecular function: cadherin binding; calcium ion binding. NCBI's taxonomy places the organism in Eukaryota, Metazoa, Chordata, Actinopteri, Esociformes, Esocidae. The transcript is spliced from 14 exons. The coding region runs from base 547 to 4089 and encodes 1180 amino acids.
AUGCAAGACGAAUAUGCCCACAAUUACACUGCCAUGAAGGCUCAAAACAUUUUAGCCGAGUCAACAAUAUCCCAAAAAUAUGACAAGCGUUAAACCCCGCGAGGAGAACAGGGGCCUGUGAAGAGAGGGAGUGAAAGGGAAUUUUUAGGGAGAGUCUAACAAGCGCUGGAGAGAGCGAGAGUUGAGUGUAUGAGCGCGCGCUCACACGGAACACCGGCUUCUUUCCCCACGUUGGAUUCUAGUUGUUUCAUUCAGCGCGUUCACUUAAAUAUCGGAGGCAGACAAAGGGGAUGCGAGAUUAUAGCUCUAUUAAAAGGUAAUCCUGGUCCACUGCACUCUGGCUGUGAAAGGGUCCUACAUCAUGUGUAACAGCCAAACAAGAAUGCAUAUGUGUGAGAAUGAGAAGCAAAAAGAAUGAAGACUGACCCUGGGGUUGGACAAGAAAAGCAUCAUGCAGGGAGGAGACAAGCAGAAUCCAAGGAGAGAAAAAACACUAGCUCUGGAGAGUCUUUCGUUGAAAAGAGUUGACUGAAUUCUACCUUCGCGAUGACCGCCCCAACAGUGCUUCUUCUUGUCUUAGUUUAUAUGUGGAAAGAACAAAGAGGAUGUAGCUCAUUGAUGGUUCAUUUUCCAGUUAUUACUCACAAUAAUCAGGAAGACCUAACCAAACCAUGGGCUGCAGAAAACACCAUCCCUGCAGUGAUUCCUGGCCAGAAUGCUCAGGCUCUUAUAAAACCCCACACCUCACCAGCUCCUGGAUUAACAGAAAAAGGAAAGUGGGCUCACUCUCGUCGUAGGCGGAGCUGGCAGUGGAACCAGUUCUUUGUAAUUGAGGAGUACAGAGGUCCAGAACCAGUGCUCAUUGGACGGCUUCAUACAGAUUUGGACAGAGGAGAUGGGCGCACCAAGUAUAUCUUAGAAGGAGAGGGGGUGGGCUCUGUUUUCGUCAUCGACGGCAACACAGGCAACAUCCACGUGACUAAGUCCCUGGACCGCGAGGAGAAGGACCAGUAUCGCCUCAUCGCUACGGCAACCGAUCGCCAGACAGGCCGUGCCCUGGAGCCCUCGUCCACAUUCAUCAUCAGAGUGCAGGACAUCAACGACAACCCACCAGUCUUCACGGAUGAGCCAUACAGCGCUACCGUGCCGGAGAUGGCCAACAUAGGUACAUCCAUAAUCCAGGUGACAGCCACGGAUGCGGACGACCCAACGUACGGCAACAGUGCCAGGCUGGUGUAUGCUGUCACCCAGGGCCAGCUGUAUUUCUCUGUGGACCCUCAGACAGGUGUCCUACGUACUGCUGUUCCUGACAUGGACAGAGAGAGUCAGGACAUGUAUCUGGUCGUCCUGGAGGCCAAAGACAUGGGGGGCCACCUGGGGGGGAUGUCAGGUACCACCACAGUCACCGUGAGCCUGAGCGAUGUCAACGACAACCCGCCUCAGUUCAGAAAGAGUGUCUGGUCGUUCUCUAUCUCUGAGUUGGCAGCACCAGGGGUGGAGGUGGGUCGACUCUCUGCCACAGAUGCUGAUAUGGGAGAGAACGCAUUGCUGGACUAUACCAUCCUAGAUGGAGAGGGGGGGAGGGACAUGUUUAAUAUCACAGGAAGAGACCAGGAAGCGAUCAUUGUAUUAAACAAGUUGCUGGACUACGAGACGCGCAGUUCAUACUCGUUCUCUGUGGAAGUGGUAAACCCAGUGGUGGACACGCGGUUUCUCCGGAAGGGUCCUUUUAAGGACCGUGCAACCGUACGUGUCAUGGUCCUCAACGCUGAUGAGCCCCCCCGCUUCUCCCGUUCCCGUUACCGCCUGGACGUGUCUGAGAACUGUCCUCCCGUUUGCAGCGUAGGCCGGGUUUCUGCUGUGGACCCAGACACAGGACAAAGCAAUAAUAUCAGGUACUCCAUCGAUCCCCAGUCAGACCCGGAGGCUCUGUUCCGUAUUACUUCUGACAGCGGGCUUAUCACCACAGUGAUGGAGUUGGACCGGGAGCGCGAGCAGUGGCAUAAUAUCACCGUCAUUGCUACACAGAGAGACAACCCCAACCUUGUGACCAGGGUUGUGGUUGCCAUAGAGACCCUGGACCAGAAUGACAAUGCGCCAGAGUUGGACAGGCAGUACACAACGUCAGUGUGUGACUCCAGUAGCCCCGGACAGGUUGUUCAGGUGGUGCGGGCAGUGGAUAGGGACCAGGGAGGACAGGACUCCACCAUCCACUUUAGCCUCCCUCCAGAGUCCAGCUCGGCUCUCAACCUCACCAUCAGGGAGAGUGGAGGUGCCACAGCGAGCCUGGUUCUCCAGUCGGCCCUGAAGCCCCUCCCAGACCUAUCCUCGCUCUUCACACUGUAUGUGCCAGUCGUGCUACGGGAUGGGGCGUCGGGCCUCACCAACACUGGGACUGUCACGGUGACCGUGUGUCCCUGUCUGAGAGGAGGCAUGCGGGCCGAGGAGAGGGGGAGACAGAGGGACCGAGGCUGGGAGAGACAGCUGGUGUGUCUGCCUCUCCCCUCUGCCUCUCCAUCACUGAUCUUCAGCAUGGUCACCCUGCUGGUACUGUUGGCCUUUGUCACCACUUUGCUCGUGGUGUGUGCCCUGUCUCUCUCUCUGCGCCAUCAGAAGCGAGACUCCCACUCCCCAUUUGAGGAGGAUGAUGUGAGGGAAAACAUAAUCACCUACGAUGACGAAGGGGGAGGGGAGGCGGACACAGCUGCCUUUGACAUUACCGCACUCCAGAGCAUGCACCGAGUGCAACGCAUGCAGGACAGCCGGAACAUAUGGUACACCCAGCAGAACCAGGCCAGGACGUACAGCUGGAGCCGGACCCCUCAAUCCGCAGUGGACCCCCGGUGUCCUGGCUCCGCCCCCGUCUACGGACGCCUCUGCUACAGCAUCCACGCGCUGCCUGGGCUCCUCAGAGACUGCCGUCAGGAGCCCACCACCUUCCAGUCAGGUCUACAGCUGGCCAAGCUAAUGGGAACCUAUGGGCUUCCUGCCAAUCAGGUGGGAAAUAAUUCACCAGCCAUACAGAACCAGGACACCUUUGAUCUGCUGGAGCCUGGAGCGGUUCAUCUCAACCCCGCUGAGACAUGGUGCCCCAGCAGAGACGGACAAGAGGGCAGCCCGCCUGCUGCCAGCGGACACACAGAGACGGGGAGAGGCGUGCAGAAUGACACCCAGCAGAGGCGGCCGUCCCCUGACCAGGCACCGAUCACGAUGCAGCCUGUAGUGACAGAUGAAGUGCUGGAUAGGACAGAUUCUGUCCCAAAUGGCUCAUCCUGCAAGAGUGGCAGCAGCAUCUCUUCAUCAGAGCAGCAGAACCAGCCAGAUCCAUCCCCCUCAGAGAUCACCACCACCACUGGAGCUUCCAGCUCUGCGGUAGACGACACGGAUACAGAUUCCUCUACUCUUCCCAACUCAGAGAAGAAUGAAAACACUGUUGGUGUUAGCCAGAUAAAUACCAAUCUAACCCACAACAACACACUGGGGGACUCAGAAUACAGCAUUGUGGGUUCACUCAACCAGGGCGGCGGAAGGAUACCCGUGACCGGGAAUACUUUGUAUCCAGGGAGUGCAGAGUUCCUGUAUGCAGUGGGUAAAAGGGACCUGACCCCACAAUUACUGACCCUCUCUGGAGGCAUGCUGGGAUACGGCAGUGGGUGGGGCAUUGGGAAGGGACUAGUGUCUGACAGAGCAGUGGGACAGGCCACUUGUAACUCCUCCCUGCCUGUGAGGAUGGAGGAGUUCCUGAAGCACCGUCUGGACCAGGUGACCUUUGACUUAUCCCAGCCGCCCUAUGACUCACUGCAGACCUACGAGUUUGAAGGGGGGGACUCCCGGGCAGGGUCGCUGAGCUCGUUGGAGAGCGAGGGGCAGAGAGAGGAGGAGCAAGAGAUGGAAUCAGUGUGUGAGUUGGACCCAAAGUUCCAGAGGCUAGUGAAGAUAAUCGAAGAGAGAGAACAAGAAGAAUGGGAAAGCUCAGUGGAGGAGGAGACACCGAUAGGAGACGGGAGCCAAGGUAUGGAUGUCAACGAGAUGAGCAAAACUGAGAGCACGGUGGAUGAAGGGAAACAGGUCUCAAGGUGGGACUUUUAGAGAACCUGCGAAUUAAAGAGACAGAAUAGGAGUCUGAAGAGCUAGGUGAAACACUGCAACUGAUGCAACUUAAAAGCAAUACGGGGGCAUUAUGCUCAACUACAAAGAGAAAGUAAUGUUGUGUUCGGUUCAAUGACAAAACUGCUUGUUGGCUAUGUACCGCCAAGACAUGACAGAGUAUCCAUGGAGCACACGUCAUAAACUCACCCCUACUGUGUUUAUAAAGAGCAUAUCAAAUCUGUCACUUUUAAAACUCCUUGUAACUGAGAUGAAUAAUGCACUUAGUGAAAGUUAUGAAAAAUUCACUUUUUGAAAUAUUGAUUCCCAGCCCUAAAAGCUGCAUUGUGGGAAAAUAGGCCUUAUGAAAAAUGAAAAGGAAUUGUGAUAUUUAAUAUUGAUAGUUUAAUAGGGGCACUCUCACUCACAUUCUGGUUCCCAAAUGCAACACUUAGAGGCAGAUAACGGAACUGAACCAAUCCUAUAAAGCACACUUGCAUUUACAUACACAAGAUACCCAUUCACAGAACUUAUGUGAACAUACAGUUUAUUAGGGAUGUUAAGAAUCUACACACAACAUCCAGUCAAAUGGAUACUUUUUUUGAUGGAAAACUCUCAUUAGACCCUGUAGUAUAUACUACAACAGAUCCCAAUCAAGAUGGAUUUCUCAGAACUGUGUUGUCUGGCAUCGGACAGCCGGCUAUGUAUUGUCUAACUCCCAGUAAUUACAGUCACGGUAGUAAACUCUAUAAAACACUAUGCAAUUUGCACACUGACCAGAGAUAAAAUGUCCUUGAAGAAAGGAGCCUUGUAAAAAGCUGAGUGUUUCCUACUGUGGCGACAUGAUUCUGAUGUGUAUACUGUAAAUACCAACCACUGCAAGGUGGUUAUUACUCAGCGGAGGAUUUCACACAAACCAUGAAAGUGUCACUAUGAAAAACAUUAAUUCACGCAGUGAAAAAGAACAAUCACAUCCCUAUUUGUAGUGAUUAAAUGGUUGGUGUUGAA